UUGCGACGCCUUUCCGCUCGGCCGAUUCUGGCGCAGGCGCAGUGCCUCCUGAGGCCUGGAUUUUCCCCUAUAUCUUGGCGAGGAGGUUCCCGGGCCCUGUCGCAGGCCCUGAUUUGGGGGGCCCCACCCGAGCGAUGCCUCGGUAUUGCGCAGCGAUUUGCUGUAAGAACCGUCGGGGACGAAACAGCAAAGACCGGAAGCUGAGUUUUUAUCCGUUUCCUCUACAUGACAAAGAAAGACUUGAAAAAUGGUUAAAGAAUAUGAAACGAGAUUCAUGGGUACCCAGUAAAUACCAGUUCCUGUGUAGUGACCAUUUUACUCCUGACUCUCUUGACGUCAGAUGGGGUAUUCGAUAUUUGAAACAAACUGCAAUUCCAACAAUAUUUUCUUUGCCUGAAGACAAUCAGGAAAAAGAUUCUUCAAAAAAAAAAUCUCAGAAGAAAAAAUUAGAUGAUGAGAAAGAAGUGUGCCUAAAAGACAAGUCACAAGAAUCAUUUGCAUCAAAUGAGCUAAAGAAAAAUACAGUUAAUACAGAUAUUCUCCCUGAACACACAGAAUUACUUAAUUCAUCUACUUUGGUGAAGCUACCAGCUCCAAAACCAGAAGGUAUACAAAAUAACAUAUUAACUCUUAAUCUGGUUAAACAAGAUAUUAAAAAACCAGUAUCUACCUUGGAAACAUCAGUUACCCAAGACAUAGAUAUAGGUGGUUUUCACACAUCUUUUGAGAAUCUAAAUUCUACAACUAUUACUUUGACAACUUCAAAUUCAGAAGAUAUUCAGCCAUCUUUGGAAACCCAAGAAGUGUUUGAAAUUACUACAGAUCAUCUUGCUAACCCAAACUUUACAAAUAAUUCCAUGGAAAUUAAGUCAGCACAGGAAAGUCCAUUCUUAUUCAGCACAAUUACUAAAACAGUUGAAGAAUUAAAUGCAAAUAAAGAAUCUGUUAUUGCCAUUUUUGUACCCACAGAAAAUUCCAAACCAGUUAAUUCUUUUGUGUCUACUGAAAAAGAAAGCGUGGAAAUGGGAGAUCUAGACCCUGAAGGCUCCUUAUAUAAGGAUAUAGACUAUGAGACAGAAGUCUUACAAAUUGAACAUUCUUACUGCAGACAAGAUAUCAAUAAGGAACAUCUCUGGCGGAAAGUCUCUAAACUACAUUCAAAAAUAACUCUUCUUGAGCUACAGGAACAACAAACUCUUGGAAGAUUGAAGUCUUUGGAAGCUCUUAUACGGCAGUUAAAACAGGAAAACUGGCUAUCUGAAGAAAAUGUCAAGAUUAUAGAAAACCAUUUCACAACAUAUGAAGUUACUAUGUUAUAGAGUGUAAAGAAGUUUUAACGCUAUGGCUUAUAUGAGCUUUUGCAGCCAAACCAAAUUACAUGUAAAGUGAACUUUUUCCUGUAUAAGUUCUCAUCUUAAGCUAAGAAAGUGUUCUAACAUUAAAAACUGCAUCCUGUUCUUGUAAUGUUCAUUUUUAAGAAAAACUAGAGAGUUCUUGGGCUGUAGAGAACAAAUUUCUCUACUUGGUAAUCUUCCAAAUUGAAGUAGAGUGAAUAAAUAAUAUGAUUCCUUAAAUGAGAGAACAUGAAUAUGGUGAAAGGAGCCCGAAAGACAAAUUAGCUCAGGUAUCCAUCCUGAUUCUACCAUUGGCAUAUCACAUGGGCAAAUUACUAUUGAGCCUCAGUCAUAAUCUGUAAUCUGUAAAAUAAGGGCACUUACUAAAUCUAGUCUCUUUAGUUUCUUUUCUUUCUAUUAAGAUAACUUUCUUAAUAGAACAACUUUUUUAUAAGGUAAUAUAUACAUACAUAAUACUAUAUGUUGGUUAGUAUUUGAUGUUAUUUACUGUUGGAUUAUCCUCAAAAUUGAAUUCCGUGAUGUUUGAUUGUUGACUACAGUUAUUUGUAAUAAUAAAGGAAAGUAAUCCUUUUAUUAUUUAUUCCAGUUUAACUAAAAUAACCAUCCAUUAGCCCAGUUCAUGGGAGAGGUACUUGAAGCUUAAAACAAUGUUAUUUCAGUACCUUAUAUUUAGCUGACCAUCAUUAUACGUAGUCACUUAAUCUUAACAUUCUGUAUUUAAGGUUAUAAUUUGUAAACCAAAAGUUUUAAUGAGGUUAAUUUUUUAAAAAUCUAUAUAUUACUCUAUUUUAGAAAUCAGCUUUUAUCUAUUUAAUGUGUAGCUUUUUAAAAUGUGUGCUUUUGUUAUUUUUAAAAUUACAGAAUGAUAGAGUAGUACUUGAUAUUAUACAUGCCCACUUAUAUAUAUUUUAUUAAAAUUUAUAAGCAAGAAAUUAUAGAUAAGUGGUAAUGUUCUUAGACAAGUAGAAAGGAAUGAUGGUGAUAUAAAUAAAAAUACUGCUCUCUCCCUGUGAAUGUUUUAAAAUGUGAAAGCAGACUUAGUUGGAACAACAGAAAUGUGAAAAAUAAU
Molecule: messenger RNA, 2424 nt
Organism: Mustela erminea (ermine)
Lineage: Eukaryota; Metazoa; Chordata; Mammalia; Carnivora; Mustelidae
Gene: THAP5
Product: THAP domain containing 5
Exons: 3
Coding region: 135-1319 (394 amino acids)
Cellular component (GO): nucleus
Source: RefSeq, a predicted model, not a curated record